AAAGUUGUAGUAUUAUAAAGCAAGGAGACUGAGCUCUGUCCAUCACCUGCCACCGUCACCUGCAGACGUCAAUCACACAUGGAUGGACGUCGCUUUCCUGACACGGCAUUUCUAUCUGAUUGGUCCAGCCUCGGUUUAGGGGCGGGAGCUCCCUGCAUUUGCUGAAUUUCCAUUGGACGAAAGACGCUUUGGUUCGACGUGACGCAGCUUGGAAUUCCCAAAGUUCCCAAGUUCACAGGAGAAGACUGCUCUUACUUAAAACUUACGGUUUGCUAGCGAAAAACUACGUGCGACUGAGGCGUUAACAACAAGGGAUUUCAGAAAGCCAAAUCUGUCUCGUGCUGUGCCAAGUGGAGCCUCGUGAGGGCGAUGUCUGACAGCAGCAACAGCACGGGCAGCAGUGGCUCCUCAACCAACAGCUGGACCCUCCUCUCCCCAGAGGAAGCUGCCAUUGAGAAUGUGGGGCCUGUGGACGACGGCACGGAGAGCCUGGGCGACGCUCCCAGUCUCUCCGAAGAGGUGACAGGAGCUGCUGCCGAGUUCAAAGCGGCUGACAUCCCGGUAGAAACUGUUCUGUCUGAAGAAGGCCAUCAGGUUUGUCAAGAGACCUCACCAGAUCCCAGCGAGGGUCCCAUCCCGUCAAGUCCUUCCCGGCUGAGCCCUCUUCCUCCCAACCUGCUUGACCCUUCAGAGCUUGAUUUGGAGAGUCAGGCUCCUGUUAUUCACGAUAUCGACACCAGCUCCCCAAGUGACAACGAACCCCAGGGCGCCAUGCCUUUCGUCACCAACAUCAGCUCAGAGGCUCCACUGGAUAUCCCAGCUGUUGAACUCCCCUCGGCUGAGCCCGAGGAGUCCAGCUCUGCUCCUCCCACCAGUGAGCCCUCCAUCUCAGCGGAGCCCUUCCUGGACACGCCUGCUGUAGAGUGUCCCGUCCUCAGCGCCGAACCCGGAGUCUACGUCCCCACGGAGACCCUCACAGCCGCCGAUCCCCCACCUCAUGUUGAUGCUGAUAUCAGUUUCAUUCCAGACAGUGCAGAACCUCUAAGCGCAGCCCCAGACAGCCUGGCAACAGAACAUCCAGCCAAAGAAAGCCCCUGGCCAGAGACCAUUGGUUCAGCUGAGACUGAGGAAGAGGAGGCUGCUGUUGAAAAGGAGCCAGCAAGGCCAUCUGAGACUGUGUCUGGAGAAGAAAGAGAGGAGGAAGAAGAGCCAUCCAGCAGUUUGGAGUGGGGGGAGAGUAGCUUUGAUGAUGGACUGAGGAGGAGAAAUGUGCCCUUUGAUGCUGCAAGGCCACGAACCUCAGAUGAGGAAGAUGAAGAGGAGGAGGUAGAAUUUAGGCUGGCUGAAAGGAAGGAGGAAAAGUCCUGGUUCUCCAUGAACAAAUGCAUUGUAGCUGGUCUGGUUCUGCUCUUCUUAGGGUCCCUCUUUCUUUCAGGUGACUUGGACGCCUCCGAACAGAGCGAUGGAGAACAUAGCCAGGACUGGCUUAGCGAUGAUCCACAGGAUAUGAAAGAGCUAUUGGAUAAACUGACACAGGAAAACCAACAAAUCACGGAGCUAGAGGCUCAACUGCAGACUAAGACGGAGGAACUGGACUCUGAGAUAAGGGCCGUGGCUGCCAGCGGUGACGAAAAGGGUCAGGCGGAUUUGGAAAAUGAAAAUGCAAAGCUGAGGGAAGAGCUGUCAUCUCUGCCCGAGCUCAAGAGAGAACUGGAGAGCCUGAGGGCCAGAGUGACCGAACUGAGCCAGCUCACAGCUGAUCCACAAACAGCCACUCCUAGUUCAGCCUCUCAGCCUGAUGACAAAUAUGCUCAGAGUGCUCAAAAAGCAGCUGGUCCAGAGAGGGAAGACGCGGGCGGGGAAGGAAUGCUGAAGGAGGAACUGAGGAGGCAGAAAGUUCUUCUGGAAGAGAGCAAGAGACGGCUGGAGAGGAUGAGAAAAGACGGAGGAGACGGCAAAAAGGUGUGGGACAGCCUGGGAGAGAUCCAGAAGAAACUCUCGGAACAAGUCGAGAGGUGGGGUAAGAAGAAGUCCCCGGAGUCCAAAUGGAAAGGCAACAAAGGCAAAAACGCUGACCGCGAGCAGGGGAAGAAGGACGAAAAGGAGUGGAGAGGCGAGAAAGAGUGGAAGCGCAGCAAAGAGGGCGGAUGGAGGGACAAGGAGGAGAAGAAGGAGAAGGAGCGGAAGCCUCAGAAGCCCAACUCUCACAAGGAGGCCUGGAGGAAGCACCAGGACGAGUGGGAGAGGAAGAAGGACGAGCGCAGGAAGGACAGGGAGGAUAGGAGGAAGGAGAAGACAAACUCCCACCACCACCAUCAGCCCCAGCACCAGCCCCAGCAGCAGCCCCCCCACAGCGACUUCUGGAGGGACCAGGCCCAGAAGCUCCACGCCAACGUCCGCCCGCAGCUGGGAUGCGCCUCGGUGGAGGACUGCGCCGGGCGGGAGGGGCUGUACCCCGUGGAGCUGCCCGAGUUCGACGAGCUGCUGGAGGGCUACCUGAGCAAGCUGGAGGGCUCCCCCAACGAGAGCAAGGACAGGAUCCGGAGGCUGACCGCCGAGUUCUUCGAGGACGGCGUGUUCAUCCACGACAGGGCGCGCUUCGCCGACUUCGCCGAGGACGUGGCCGACGUCCUGGAAGACAUGGCGGACGUGCUGGAGGGCGACCACGACUCCCUGGAGGAGGAGAUGGAGGAGUUUGAGCGCGAGGCCCUGUGGAAGUUCGCAGCCACGGCGUAGAGAUGGACAAGCCCGCCGCAAACGGUCAAACCCACGUGGAAGACAAAGCACAGGUGUCGAUUUUUUCUCGGACAUUUCUCGCCCCCACCCUCUCCUCCUCAAGAGCUGUCAUUUUGCUGUAACUUUCGGGAGCGGUUGUGCCUCUCAUAAACGUGUCCCUUCGAGUCUCUAAUUAUAAGCUAGACUUGUGUUUGUCAUUUUGGACUUAGUUGUUGUUACCUACCUCUGUCAGGUCAUGCCUCCUAAAGUGAAGUCCUGCAGUAAUGUGUCGUGUGAAUCUUCCUCUGCUAUUUAGUGCUGUACACUGUGCAUGUAAGAUACAAUUCAGAACACAGAGAAACAGGGUCUUAAGGAGCCGGUACCUGCAAAUAAUUCUGCUUAUAAAAAAAGUCCAAUGGAUACAGCAUGACGUGUGAAGGAGACUUUGAAUUGGCAGGUCUUUGCUCCUCCUAGUGUGGAAAUUCUCUAAAGAAAUGCCCAGUACUUUUUGUUUGUUUUCUUUCUCAUGCCCUAGAUACCGCUUGCCUUUAGCAGCAGUUCGGUCACAGAAUGAGAAAUCUGAGUUUUAAAAGUGAUAAGAAUCAGAUCAGGUCAGACGGAGGAUUGUUCAAAAGUCAAGACGACCUUACAUCUUCCAGCCAAGAUGUGGGACGUCAGAGAAAGACAGCAAUAGAAAGUGAUAGCCAUAGUUAGAUUGAUGACUGCUGAGCCACUUUGGCACUUUCCUCAAGCAUUUCAGAAAUUGUCGAGCUUAUUUUUUUUUCUGUUAUUUUCUGUAGAAGGCGUUAUUUUUCUUGUCAUUUUUGUCCAGUCGUCGUAAACCUCUCCACUCUCAGAGCGCUCUGAGUAAACUUUUAGAGGUUGGUGAUGUGAAGGAAUCCCUAAAGGGGUUUAUUUCACCUCCUUUCUUUGCUCGCCAAAAUGAGUUCUGAAACCAAACCAGUGUUUUGUUUUCCCCUUUCCUCUAAACUUUUUUCCAUGAAUAGAAAUGAUUGACAGCAUGCUAGUGCUUUAGAUGGGGGGAGACAAAAGGAAAAACAAAGAUCGUCUGUCGAGCCUCUGUUGAGCGUGAGCCAGGAAAAGAUUAAACAAGACUCGCACAAAGCAAAGUCCAAAAGGUACUCUUUCAUUUCUUCUGAGGGAAGAUACAGUCCUUCUUUUUCUUUCACUUUAAAGGUUUAGCUCUUUAUGGGCCAGAUUGAAAAAUGGACGGAUCAACGUUGUUUCUUUUUCUCCUUCAGUGAUUGAAAUGAGCUUUGAAGUGUUUGCUGAUUUAUUUAUUGUCACUGUUCAGCCGUUGUUUUCUGUAUUUUAACCUGAGAAGCCGCGGCUUUAGCUCCGGGCUUCUAUCGCCGAAUGUUUCACUAGUUUUCGCUCAUUUUGCUGUUCAGACGUUUAGUUUACCCUUUUUGCUGCUUAUGUGCCUUUUUCGUGAGGAAUAUCUUAGUUUUUGAGAUGAGGUCUUGGAUUGCAUUUGCUAACGCAAGAAGUAAAAAGAAAGAGUCCACGGCUUUUGGUUUUACUGCUGUUUAUAGGGCAGAGUGAAUGUCAGAGUUUACACACCGAGUGUUGAACUGAUUGUUUUUUCCCUCUGCUGUUUGUAGCAGGGAACCCUUUUUAUGAAGGUUUUCUAGACCAAAGGGUUUGAAAGAAAGAGUACUCCAAACUCCAGAUGUGAGAGAGGGAGAGUUGGAUUGAUACUAGAGGAGUACUUCUGUCUUUACUGAUGAUGUCGGACUGGCUCCCGUCUGGAUGUAACUGACUCCUGGACAAUAUCGAAUUUUCCCCAUCAGCAGUUAUGUCCUCCUUUUAGAAGUUAAAUGUUGAGUUCAAUAAAUUUUUCAUCACAAAGUCUGUA
Menidia menidia (Atlantic silverside) is the source of this 4594-nucleotide messenger RNA. The record is from the annotation of a GenBank genome assembly. Lineage: Eukaryota; Metazoa; Chordata; Actinopteri; Atheriniformes; Atherinopsidae.